CAAGCAGCACCCAUGAUCUAAUCUCAGCGGUGUUGAGGUCUGUUAUCCUUCUACGGGUCUUCGGUUCGAAACUUGCCCUAGUUCCUCGUUUCUCUUUUUCGACUCGAUCCAUCUGUCUUCAUUUCUGCUGCCAUGGAUGGAAACCAGUCAUCUUCUACUCGAAGAAAGGUAAAGUUCGCUCCGAGAUCUCCUCCUACCAGGAAGCCUAAACCAAAGACGCCGAAAUAUGAAGCUGGAGAUGAAGAUGAUGGAGAAAGUGCUCAGGCUCGAGCUCUGUUACGUCACAUGAACGAGAGUAUCGCAAGACGCAGUCCUAAAGUUGAAAAAAAAUCAAAUGUGCAAGUUACAUUUGGUCCCGGUGCUAGUUCACCGCCAUCCCUACGGACAUAUGGUAAAAGUAAGGGUGUGAAUGGAGGUCAAAGCAGCAGCUCUUCAACCAAAUCUUCUGGCAGUGGGAAAGAUGUUUUAACAUUUCAUUCAACUGCUGUGGAGAAUCAAAGUGAUGUUUGUAUGAUAGAUGCUACUAAUGCUGUCAUUGAUGCAUCAGCUAGGAAAACAAAACAGGAAUACCAGGAACCAUGGGAUCAUCAAUCUUACUAUCCUACUACUCUGCCUCUGAGGAAGCCUAAUUCUGGGGACCCAGAAAUUCUCGAUGAGGAAGAAUUUGGGGAAGCUGCUACUAAUAUAGAGUUUGAUGAGGAUGCUGUUAAUAAUGCUGCAGAACUUGGUCUCUUGGAUAAAAAGGAGGAAAAACAGAUGCUUUUGUUUCAGCUCCCUGCUCUGCCGUUGGUUAAGCAGUUGGCGAGUGGGAAAGGGAAAGAGAAAGUAGGUACAUCAGAAGCUUCCAUGAAGGGCUGCAAUAAUCUGGAAGAAUUGUCUGGUGGCUACAUGGGCAAAAUGCUCGUAUACAAGAGUGGAGCAGUAAAAUUAAAGCUUGGAGAGAACUUGUUUGAUGUUUCUGUGGGUUCAGAUUGUGUAUUUGCUCAAGAUGUGGUGGCAAUGGACACUGCAAGAAAAAACUGUUGUGUUCUUGGGGAACUUGGCAAAAAAGCUAUUGUAACUCCACAUGACUUUGAUUGAUUCCAGGCAGAGGGAUGAGUUUGGCUCUCAGUUAUGUGGAUAAAUGUGUUGAUGAUGGUGAUAAUCUUCUGUUAACACAGAAAGUGAGCAGGGAAGAAGUGAGAUUGGCAUGUUUUCAACUUGAUGGACAGAAGGCACUUGGACCUGAUAGUUUUUCAGGUCAGUUUUAUCAUUUUCUUGGGAGGAAGUGGGUAAGUAAUAUGCUAUUUGAAGUUGUGAGGAAGUAUUUGGAGGAAGGUGUGGAUCUGCAGGAUAUUAACAAGACAGAUUUGGUUAGGAUGCCAAAAGUUGAUAAACUUAUGUUAGGCAAUAUAGACCUAUCAGCUUUUGUAAUUUCUGUCAUAAGAUGAUCGCUAAAGUAAUGACAAAUAGAGUGAAGAGUAGUAUUAUGCCAAAGUUGAUUUCUCAAAAUCAGUGUGCCUUUGUUGAGGAGAGAGUGAUUGAAGGUAAUAUUAUUGUGGCACAUGAAGCUUUUCAUUACCAAGGAGAGGAAGAAGUAUGAAUUAGCUUUGAAGAUUGAUAUGAACAAGGCAUAUGAUAGGGUUGAGUGGAAUUUUUUGAGAGAAGUUCUGCUCAAAAUGGAAUUUGCUGAUGUGUGGUUUAAGCAAAUUAUGGGAUGCGUUGAAUCAAUGAAGUACAAUAUAAAUCUGUUUGGUAAGAAACUAGCAAAUAUUACAGUUGGUAGGGGAGUAAGACAAGGGGACCCCUUGCCUCCUUAUAUGUUCAUAAUUGUUGUUAAGGUGCCGUCUAAUAUGGUUAGGAAUAAUGUGUUGAAAAAUGAUAUUACCUUUUUUUUUUUUGGGAGAUGAUCCUGUUUUCUUUUUAAGGACAGCUAAAAAAAGCUGUGAAACAUUGAGAUCUAUUUUUGAGGCACAUAGUAAUGCAUCAGGUCAACAGGCAAAGCUGAAUAAAUCUGGUUUUUUUUCCUACAAA
Prosopis cineraria is the source of this 2013-nucleotide messenger RNA. RefSeq lists its product as uncharacterized. Gene Ontology annotation, cellular component: RNA polymerase III complex. Bases 133 to 1080 code for a protein of 315 amino acids. Gene Ontology annotation, biological process: transcription by RNA polymerase III. The record is from RefSeq and is a predicted model, not a curated record. The transcript is spliced from 10 exons. Gene Ontology annotation, molecular function: DNA binding. Lineage: Eukaryota; Viridiplantae; Streptophyta; Magnoliopsida; Fabales; Fabaceae.